GGACAUCUCUCAACACUCAAAAGCCUUUUUGAACAACAUUCAUUCACCAUCACUACUAGACAAAAUCUGCUGCUGCUUGCAACCGUACCCCGGUGGGGUUUCAAUCCACUCAUCUCUUUCCUCUGCCCCUACUAACCCCUACACACCACACUUAUUAUGGCUGCCGAUGCAUUAAUCACACCCCAUUAAUAACCCAAACUCAUAAUGGAUUACCAGAAGAUAAACAAAAGCCCCCCACAGUUGGUGGUUUUGGUGGCAGGGGAGUGGGGGUGGAGGGUUGUCUCCUGCAAAGUUGAGGAAUAUGUUGAAGAAGAAGAAGAAAGAUGAAGAUGAGGUUGAGAGUGUUAAUUUCUCUUUGGGAUCUCAAGUUUCUGAGAUUGAUGAUUCUGGUGAUUGUUUAGAGAAUUAUAAAGAUGUUGAUGUUGUUAGUGUACUUCCCGAAAGCCAUACGUUAGCAAGUACUGACGGUAACUAUAGAUCGAAAGAUGUAAGAAUCGGGUCGCAAGAAGACGGUUAUCUGGACUAUGAUAGUGGUGUUGACAAGUUAACUGCAUUGCCCUUUGAGUUUCAGAAGACCGAACGGGCCUCACAUAGAAAAGGGAUGGCUCCGUUUUCGAAACAAGCACCAUCGAAAUGGGAUGAUGCCCAGAAAUGGAUAGCCAGUCCUACGUCUAGCCGUGUGAAAACCGAACCGGCUGUGAAGAAAACUAGCCAUGGAAAUCGCCAACCGGUUACUAAAACCGUGGUUGAAGUUUGUGAUCAGAGAUUGGUUCCGUAUGAAGAGCCUGAUACUAAACUGAUUGAUUUGAGUCACUCUAAGGAGGAUAAAGGGCAUGUGAAUUGGGAGGGUGAUUCGUAUAGCAAAGCGGUGUUGAUGAUUGGAGAUUCGGUUGGUGAUUCUGAAAUUAAUUUGAGUCGGCACGAUACUUCUAUAUCAAUUCAAAACAUGACAUCCGUCCCACCUCCGUCAACUGCGAGAUCAGUAUCAAUGAGAGACAUGGGCACCGAGAUGACUCCAAUUGCUAGCCAAGAACCUUCUAGAACCGGAACCCCGGUAAGGGCGACAACUCCGAGCCGGAGUCCAAAUACUUCUAGAUCCACAACUCCGGAAAGAACUGGCCCGGUUUCAUCGACUAGCAACCAUUCAAACCCGCGGUUAGAAUCUUCCGGAAACAAAGAAUUAUCUGAAAAGGAGUUGCAGUUAAAAACUAGAAGAGAGAUACAAGCUCUUGGAACACAGUUAGGGAAGACGAAUAUUGCUGCGUGGGCUAGCAAGGAAGAAGCUAAAGUUGCAUCGGAUUCAGUAAAAGAUGAAAACACGGGUAAAAAUGCGAUAGAGAUACGGGCUGCAGCUUGGGAGGAUGCUGAGAAAGCCAAGUAUAUGGCUAGGUUCAAACGCGAGGAGAUAAAGAUAGAGGCAUGGGAAAACCAUCAAAAAGCGAAGACCGAAGCUGAAAUGAGGAGGAUUGAGGUAGAGGUAGAACGGAUGAGAGGUGGAGCACAUGAUCGACUAAUGAACAAACUAGCAGCAGCAAGACACAAGGCGGAAGAGAAACGGGCUGCAGCAGAAGCCAAGAGAAGCCGGGAAGCGGCAAGGGCUGAAGAACAAGCGGAGUAUAUUCGUAAGACUGGAAGAAUACCAUCUUCUUUCUCAUGUUAUUGCUGGUGUUUUUGAAAUUUAUAUAGCCUGGAUGAGUUCUCUUUUGUUAGGAAACUUGUGUUUAGUAUUCUUGUGGCUUCUUGUUGUAAUCAAAACAUUUACUGUUUAACAAAUGUGUAGUGCAUUUAUGACAUAA
Molecule: messenger RNA, 1796 nt
Organism: Helianthus annuus (common sunflower)
Lineage: Eukaryota; Viridiplantae; Streptophyta; Magnoliopsida; Asterales; Asteraceae
Product: actin cytoskeleton-regulatory complex protein pan-1
Exons: 6
Coding region: 302-1675 (457 amino acids)
Source: RefSeq, a predicted model, not a curated record